Messenger RNA from Cephus cinctus (wheat stem sawfly), 5226 nucleotides. RefSeq names its product E3 ubiquitin-protein ligase SIAH1. The transcript is spliced from 5 exons. Gene Ontology annotation, cellular component: cytoplasm. The record is from RefSeq and is a predicted model, not a curated record. Gene Ontology annotation, biological process: proteasome-mediated ubiquitin-dependent protein catabolic process; multicellular organism development. Gene Ontology annotation, molecular function: zinc ion binding; ubiquitin protein ligase activity; ubiquitin conjugating enzyme binding. Bases 692 to 1531 code for a protein of 279 amino acids. NCBI's taxonomy places the organism in Eukaryota, Metazoa, Arthropoda, Insecta, Hymenoptera, Cephidae.
AUAAAACGACGUUAGAGUGUAACCGAAUUGAAUUUUGGAACACAGCCCUGAUAUCUCCGUACAUGAUGUGAGCGCCUGGUGUUCACUGGAUUCUUACAUCAUGGCUGAUGGCUGCACUGUCGUCGUCGUACUGUUUUGCUUGGCGUUGACGAGUGCAGAUGGGAACUGAAUAGGCUAAAAGGAAAACGCUAUGUCUCUAUCGUCAUCAAGAAGAUCAUUAACGGGCAUCACGGUGCGAUCGCGAUCGCGAGGAACCGCGAUGUAGCCGUUCCAAAGUCUUUGUUUAUUUAUUUAUCGAUGAACUUAAAGUCGUUGAAUAACGUGUUUUACACACGAGCCCUGGAACAGGAUCGCAUGAAGUCAUCAUCGUCGCCGUCGCCGUCGUCGUCGUCGUCGUCGUCGUCGCCGUCGCCGCCGCGGUCGUCGUCGCCACUGCAACAACAGUGGCAACCCUUUCGAUCAUCCUCGUCGUUUCUUUGGAGUGCCUUCUACCCACCUUCGUUUUCCCUUUUUCGAUCACGUAACAAUUCUCACGUUUGCUCGCCUCCUUUUUCUUCGGAUGUGAACUGGAUGUCUCCUCGAUUUGUACAAUUUCAAUUAGACUUGUCGUAGUUUCAACUAGGUUUCCAGACCAAAGUUUGUUUUUAUAUUACUGACGCAUUUGACAUUGGUGUAUACAUUUGCUAAAACCAUGUCCCAGUUAACCAUGAGUAUAGGGAAGCGCGGGCGGAGCGUUGCAAGCACGUCGGCAUCAACCGUGUCAGCAUUAAGUUCCUCGACCGACUUAGCCAGUCUUUUUGAGUGUCCAGUUUGUUUUGAUUACGUACUCCCACCUAUCCUCCAGUGUCAAAGUGGACAUCUCGUCUGCAGUAAUUGCCGACCAAAGCUCACCUGUUGUCCAACUUGCCGUGGACCCUUAGGUAACAUUCGUAAUCUGGCAAUGGAAAAGGUAGCGAGUAAUGUAAUGUUCCCAUGUAAGUAUUCUACCAGUGGGUGCACAGUGUCUUUGGUCCAUACCGAGAAACCAGAUCACGAAGAUGCCUGCGAAUUCCGUCCGUACAGCUGUCCAUGCCCUGGAGCAUCUUGUAAAUGGCAAGGAUCCCUCGAACAAGUAAUGCCACACCUCGUUAUGAGUCACAAGAGUAUCACCACUCUUCAAGGUGAAGACAUUGUAUUUUUGGCAACUGACAUUAAUCUGCCCGGCGCUGUCGAUUGGGUAAUGAUGCAGUCAUGCUUUGGUCAUCAUUUCAUGUUGGUCCUUGAAAAACAAGAGAAAUACGAUGGUCAUCAACAAUUCUUCGCAAUCGUGCAACUAAUUGGUUCCAGAAAACAAGCGGAAAACUUUGCAUACAGAUUGGAAUUGAACGGACACAGAAGACGUUUAACGUGGGAGGCGAUGCCACGUUCCAUACACGAAGGCGUCUCAUCAGCUAUCCUGAACUCGGAUUGUCUAGUGUUCGACACGACGAUCGCUCAGCUCUUCGCCGACAAUGGCAACCUGGGGAUCAAUGUGACCAUCUCCAUGGCAUGAGGAAAAUCGCAAAGUCUGCUUGAGAUAACUCAAGCUUAACGAACGCCCUUUUAAACCGAUCUUAAACGGUUCAAAAAAUAUUUAAAGGGUAGCUCGAUACGUACAAGAUAACUUGUAAAUAGCGUGACGGCGUGCGACAAUUCAAAGACGUGGAUGUCGGAGAGGGUGCUCGUGAGAGACAAGAAUGCCUUGGGGGAUACGAAAGCUUCGUAGCGUGCUCGUUUGUGAUAUUAACUUACUAAGAUAUCAAUAGAGAGAGAUAACUUUUUAAUAUUCUUAGUGGCAUGACUUCGAAGCUUUUUUCGCCCUGGAUGCCUUUCUCGAUUACGACUAAUAUUCGAGCGACGUUUUAUUGCCCGUUUGUGUUGCCCCCUCUUGGCUUCCAUAACGGUGCUUUAGACUUCAAUUCGAUCUUCACCUAGAUAUCUAUUUGACAAGGGUUUAAGAUUGUUGCCAGAUCGAUUUGCUUCGCCGGUCGUAUCUGCGUAAUUUUAAAAGGUAACGCUCUUUGUUUCUUCAUUGAAGCAUCGUUACAAGGACUUUUGAAAUGUUCAGAACAAGCGACCGUUAUAUUUCCUUACUUCUAUUCAGUAGAUUCCACUUUGGCUAGCCAGUGUAACUUAUUGAUCGAUUGAUUCAAUCCUCUUGACAUUGGAUCAAUCAGCUGCAUCUAUUAUCUAAUAGAUGAAUCUACUGGAUCUGAGUAAUGGGUGCUAGCGAACUCAGACUGAAAAAAAAAAUUACAUAGGGAGGUUGAACCACAGCCGCAUAAUCUACAGCGACUACCAAAUUCAUCGGUCUUGUGACUUUUCAUGGCUUACCAUUACCAUUGACCAUUAUGGUUCGUACGAUAUGUUAAGAGGAACCUGUAGAGGAGGAACUUAUAAAUGAAAUACAAGGUAAGUUCUCCUUAGGGAUCUUUCACAAUAUAUAGAUCGAUUAUGUUACAUAACGUUAGUUCGUAAUUAAUUCUUUCUGUACGUUCGAAAAUCAUUUUAGCUUUUAAGUUAUCCUGGUUUAUAGAAAAAAGUCCGUUUACAAACUCACGCUCAAAUUUGUUAAUUAGCUCAGAAUGUACAUUACCAAUCGAAUCUACCAAAUUCAUUUUUAUCCGUAAAGUCAUAUUCACACCAAGUAGCUGUCAAUUAGAUUUCAAUUGUUUUGAUGACUCGCAAGCUAACUCCAAUCAAUAUCAUUUACAAAAUUCAUUUUUUGGCGUGGCAUUCAUUUUCAUUUCUUCUACUUAUUCGUAAACUUUCGUUUCGCUCUCCGCUGAAUUCGCGCUGCGGCCAAAAUUUAUUUAUUUAUUUAUUUAUAUGUCACGUUAUACUUCGUAGUAAACUUUACUUAUUCCGAUGUCCGCAUUCCAGAUUAUUGGACGACUGUUAGAUUUCUGAAGAAAUCAUUCUUCUCAUAAUCCUAUGGAUCAAUUGUCAAAGCCUGUAUGACUAUACGGAGAAAAUCGAUGUUCCUUAUUGGCACGAUAGAAGAAUCUACACGAUCGGAGGAAGCCAUUGAUCGUUCGCCAUCCCCAUUUCACGUCCAUCUUAAUCCUAUUGCAUUUCACAAAGGACUGGAAAAUGUCAGGAAUGAAAUGUUCGAAGAAAAGUAAAAAAGGAUAAGGAACGAUUCCUGUUUUUUCUCUUUCGGAAAGGCACUAUCGUUAUAAAUAGAUCGUAAGAUACUAUCAUCGUUACUUAUACGCGAAGAGGAAAAAAAUAAGGGUUGGCCAGGUGUUUCCUAAUAGGAGCAGAGUAUCGAAUCGAACUGAGAACUAUUAAAAAAAGAAAAAGAGAUAGCCCAAAAGUAAGAGCGAUCAAGUGAGUACUUUAACGUGAGGUUCGUUUCAGGAGAUGGUUUAGACUGAUUCGUAAGUCGUAUUAAUAAUGAUAUUGUCACGGUAUUAAUCAGGUUGGCAUUAUUGAUUAUAAUCGAGACCAAAUUGAAGCAAGAUGUUAUUCGUCGACGUCAAGAGAAGUUUUAAGACUAGUUUCGUGCUUUUGCAUUGUCAUUGAAAAUAACGCAAAGAUUGAUUAUCGGUUCGAUGCCCUGUCGGGCGACAAUGCGAGUAAUUCAAUGAGGUUAUUUAAAAUGAAAUGAAAAAGAAGAAAAAAAAGGGAUUCUAUGAAUACACUAUAUCGCGCACUCUUCCAUUACUUUUGACGCAUGCAUGAUAAACCGUAGGGUCCGAUCGUUGAUGAUCCAGGCGAGACACGUGGUGUUGCUGUAAAUAAGUAAAACUUGCUAUGUGAUACGAUUAUAAUUAGUGUAAAUUGACGUGCUGAUCCGAUAGAGUUUCAAAGUAAUAAGCGGAACCAAAACACCGCAGCCGUUUAUGGUGUCGUUGUACUGCAGUUAGCAACUGAGUUUACACUGAGCGACAGGAGGAGUAGUUAAUGUCUUUUAAAUAAGAUUGAGAAUAAAGCUUCAUGGUCUUUUCGGCGGUUACUAUAAAAUGGAAUAAGAAAGGACAGAAAAGGAAAUGCGUUGUCUGUUGCCAAAUUUGCUAUUAUUUUAUUGUUUGAGACACUUCUUCGUUCCGUGUGUCUUUUUCAUUUUCUUUUUUUUUUCUUCAUUUUCAUUUGUUCAGAACUUCCAGACGCCGAAAUUACCGUUUAAAUGCAAUUUUCAUAUAAUUUAUCUUUAUUAGAUCCUACUACCUAGGGCCAACAACUAUUGUACAUAAUUUAAUCGAAGUUCGAACCUAAAUAUAUCAGUAGCGUUCAAUGUCUCAUUAUAAUUAAUUUAUUAUUUAGUAUCUCGUUAGGUACAGUUCAUUGUUACUGUAGUAGGUCUACGAAUUCAAUGUGUUUUUUUCGACAGUUAACAAACAAUAUAUUCUUCAGCAAUUCACACGUGGUUUCCCAUAACGAUAUGGAUAUAUGUGCUAUAAUUGAAAAAUUAUAUGUAUUUCACUGCAAAACCGUGUACGUGCAUAUUUUGUAUGUAAAAUGAUAUGCAGAGCCACGUGUCGGUUGCUUUAGACUUCGUUGCUUUGGGUCAGGCAAAAAAAAUGAAUCUGGUAGACCGACUUUACGUUAAUCGAUAACGUUACACACUCUGAAAAAAAAAGAAUAUGCAAAUUCGUUUCCGUAAUGUGUUUAACUUCUUAUAGAAUUAAUAUCCCGGUAUUUUAUCAAUCGAUCGAUUUACUGUACAGAAUAUUCGUCGAAGUUUAGGAUUUUCUUAUUUUUUAUCAAGUCGAUAUUUGUAUUUUGGUCGCCUCACGUUCCAUCAAAUCUCGUAAACUUGUUUCUGUGAAUUUGACAAGAUCGUAAUGAAAUUUUGAAGUGAUACAAGUUCCUUACACAAAACGUAACCAAUUGAAAUAACCUAGAUAAUCGUAAUAACGAAAAUAUUUAUCAUCAGAUUUCGAAUUUGACAUUUUAAUAAAAGCAUAAUACAAAUUACGUUCAAUUAUCGACAGUGUAUAAAGUUUAAAGGGAAUCAUUGAGAUUGUCUCGGUGUAUAGUAAAUGAUUGAAUUAUUUUUUAAAAAUUAUUUUGACGGUACGUAUCGUGCUGAUUGAUUAAUAAAUGAGUAAAGAGUCCGAAUAAUAGAAGUAAAAUGCAUCCCAUGAUGGAACGAGUUUAUUUAACGAUGUAAAUAUAUUUAUAAGACAUUAAAGAUGUACAACAAUGUAAUGGCAUGAAUAAAAUCUUUUUUUUCUAAUAAAAAUUAUUACAACUCGAAAA